ACCAAAAAUGGAAGGCACCCCGGUUGACAUUUUCAAAGACGACAAGUGCCUCUUGGCGCUCGCCGAAGACUGUUAUAUGAAUUCUACUUCGCAGUCUGGAUUUGCAGCAGGUCACAAUCUGACUUUGGACUCUGACGGGGAAGAGGAGUCAAUGUCCCCAAUAAUCCCCAUUAUCACAGCUGUGUACUCCGUGGUGUUUGUGGUGGGCUUGGUGGGCAACUGCCUCGUCAUGUAUGUUAUCAUCAGGUAUACAAAGAUGAAGACGGCCACCAACAUUUACAUAUUCAACCUGGCUCUGGCCGACGCCCUGGUCACCACGACAAUGCCUUUCCAGAGCACCGACUACCUGUUGAACUCGUGGCCGUUUGGCGAGGUGGUGUGUAAGGUGUUCAUAUCCAUCGACUACUACAACAUGUUCACCAGCAUCUUCACCCUAACCAUGAUGAGUGUUGACCGCUAUGUGGCCGUGUGCCACCCGGUCAAAGCCCUAGAUUUCCGGACACCCAUCAAUGCCAAGAUGAUCAACGUGUGUAUCUGGAUGCUGUCGUCGGCAGCCGGGAUACCAGCACUGCUACUGGGGGGCACCCAGACCAACAAUGGCACCACGGAGUGUGCCUUACAAUUCCCGGAGCCAUACGUGUACUGGGACACCGUGAUGAAGAUCUGUGUGUUUGUGUUUGCCUUCGUGGUGCCCGUGCUCAUCAUCACCGUGUGCUACUCCCUGAUGGUGCUACGACUCAAGAGCGUGCGUCUCCUCUCGGGCUCCCGGGAGAAGGACCGCAACCUGCGACGCAUAACCCGCCUGGUCAUGGUGGUGGUGGUGGUAUUCGUAGUGUGCUGGACGCCCAUCCACAUCUUCAUCCUGGUCAAGGCGCUGGUGAGCGUUCCAGAGACCACCGCCGUCAUGGCCGCCUACUUCUUCUGCGUCGCGCUGGGCUACACCAACAGCAGCCUCAACCCCGUCCUCUACGCAUUUCUGGAUGAGAACUUCAAGAGGUGCUUCAGGGACUUCUGCGUCUCGACAAAGCUGAAGAAGGGGGACAAGGGGUCGGGUAAAAACAACACCGUAAGGUCCCCGGAGGCCCCAGUUCCACUGGAGAACCCACACGGGACUAGAAAGCCGGCAUGACUAACCAUGGAAGUGUCUUUCAUUUCUCAAGUUGGAAAGGAAGACUCUAAUGAUCUGGGCCUAACCCAGGCGAUAUCAGGAAUGUGAGCACAGCAGUGCUACUGUUCCUCUGUAAAUAGCUCCAACUAGAUGACUGGUGUUCCAUUGUUUCUCUUGCAGUUAUUUGUUCCUAUCUCACAAUGGAGAUUCGCUAGGAUCACCUACUCUCGGAAGAACCUAUCGAAAGCGGUUGUUGGAGACAGAGCCAUAGAGCGGUGAAUGAGGUGAGCACCUCGCCUCCUUUAAAGGAGCCACUCUCCCGCCCUCUGGUUAUUCUCGCCUCUCUUCCACACGAAGAGUUUUACUCUCUAGCUCACCUCAUAUCAACAGGAUCUCUGUUUUCCUGCUUAAUGGCUCAAGUGAACUGUGAAGGAUAUCGCUGCUGAGCGUCGGUCUUCAGACUCUGUCAAGAGGUUGAGUACUGACCGGAAGGUUUUUGUUUUGUGCAGAAAUGUGUUUUCUACUUCUCAGUCUCUGUUGGUAGCUAGCUUCAUGGCUAGCUAUUGAAACUUGGUUAGCCAACGCUGCAAGGCUAACUUGGCUAUCUCGCUGAGAGCCAAGCUAACCUCAAUAGCAGAUCCUACCUGCAACACGGUAGCAUUGCUAGCUCCCUUCUCUCGUCUAGUGCCCCCACUUGGUUUCCUUCAGCCAGCACUGAGCUAGCCACGCCACACCUUCACCAAGUAGUAGCUGCUAGCUAACACCCCACUAGCCUUGGCUAUAGCGUACUACUGUGCUCAUUAUUGCUAGCUGUUAGCCACAAGGCUUCUAACUAGCUAGCUUAUUACUCUGUUUACAUGAGCUACUAUUUCCUAGCCACAUGCCGCAAGGCUUCUAAUUAGCUGGCCUAUGCCGUCGUUACGUUGUUCUUACAAAAGGUGUUGCUUUCUCCCCGUAGCAAGUUCCAAAAAGUGAAAAAAAGU
Salvelinus namaycush (lake trout) is the source of this 2091-nucleotide messenger RNA. Its product is annotated as delta-type opioid receptor-like. The record is from RefSeq and is a predicted model, not a curated record. Gene Ontology annotation, biological process: neuropeptide signaling pathway; G protein-coupled opioid receptor signaling pathway; sensory perception of pain. Gene Ontology annotation, molecular function: dynorphin receptor activity; neuropeptide binding. Lineage: Eukaryota; Metazoa; Chordata; Actinopteri; Salmoniformes; Salmonidae. Bases 8 to 1129 code for a protein of 373 amino acids. Gene Ontology annotation, cellular component: membrane; neuron projection. The transcript is spliced from 3 exons.